GAGCGCCACCUCGCGUCCCGCCGCCCGUCGGAAGCCGCUUCCGCUUCCGGGGGCGCAGAGCGGCGGCCGUCGGCAAUGGCGAACCACCUGCGCUUCCUGGGCCGCACCGUCAUGGUCCAGAACGGCAACGUGGAGGCGGCCUACGGCGCGCUCAACCGGAUCCUCUCGCAGGACGGGCUGGUGGAGGUGGUGCGGCGGCGGCGGUACUACGAGAAGCCAUGCCGCCGGCGGCAGCGCCUGGCCUACGAGGCGUGCCGGCGGGUCUACAACGCCGAGAUGGCGCGGAAGAUCGCCUUCCUGGCGCGGGGCAACCGCCAGGACCCCUGGCUGGGCUGCUAGGGCGGGCGAGGCGCGCCCCCUCCUCAAUAAAGGCCCUGCCCUUAACCCUGUUUUAA
Molecule: messenger RNA, 395 nt
Organism: Chroicocephalus ridibundus (black-headed gull)
Lineage: Eukaryota; Metazoa; Chordata; Aves; Charadriiformes; Laridae
Gene: MRPS21
Product: mitochondrial ribosomal protein S21
Exons: 3
Coding region: 76-339 (87 amino acids)
Biological process (GO): translation
Cellular component (GO): ribosome
Molecular function (GO): structural constituent of ribosome
Source: RefSeq, a predicted model, not a curated record